AUCGCCCAAGAUUUCGUCGUCAACAGUGUUCAGUCUGCCCAUACUCGGCGCCUGUGCCUCCAACCCCACCCUUAUCUCUCCGCGACCGCUAUCCGGGCUGAUCCACGGCCCAGUCCUCCCACCUUUCUCUUUACCUUCAGCCGAUAUGCCUUCUGAAUCCGAUGCCAUACCGGAGACUCCUCGAGUCAUUCCUCCUUCCCCCGCGCUAUCUGAGCGGCGGUCAAGCUCGGGCGAUUAUUUUGGACCUACAACCCGCUCCGCGGCACGACGACAGCGACUGGGGGAGGUAACGGAAGAAACACCUGAUAACUCAAAUUCGGAUUCGAAGCGCUCACGCGCGCGGUCUCGUAGCCCAAGUUCUCCAGAGUCUACAAGGCGCCGUAACCGAAAAUCCAACCCCAAGUUGCCCGCUGGAAAGCCCAAGAAACAGACGAAUGGUCAUGCGGAGUCCAACGGGUAUCUAUCACCUGUCGCGAAACCCGGCGGCAGCUGGCACGACAUCUCUCGAUCUCCUUCUCCUCUCGGUCUCAUCCCCCUCCACAGCCGCUAUCGCUCCUUUAUCCACCGUCAUGAGAUUCCGCGCAAGCUCCUCCAUGUAUCGAUCGGCUUCCUAACCCUCAACCUGUACAGCCGCGGCAUUCAGACUCUCCAAAUUACACCAUGGCUCUUCGGAGCUCUCGUGCCGAUCGCCACAGUAGAUAUCAUCCGUCACCAUUCCAGCAAGGUCAACAACUUAUAUAUUCGCUGCGUUGGGGCUUUGAUGCGCGAGACAGAGGUUUCCGGCUACAACGGCGUGAUCUGGUACCUUGUGGGUACAUAUGCGGUACUGCGCUUCCUCCCCAAAGAUGUCGGAGUUAUGAGCGUGCUGCUCCUCAGUUGGUGUGAUACUGCAGCCUCCACAUUUGGUCGUCUCUACGGCCGUUACACAUUUCAGCUGCGCAAGGGCAAGAGUUUUGCCGGAACACUAGGAGCCUGGUUUGUUGGCGUUCUGACCGCCGCAGCAUUUUGGGGAUACUUCGUACCUUACAUUGGAACCUUCCCCAAUGAUCCCGAGGGGUCAUUCAUGUUCACCGGUCAGCUUAACCUUCUUCCUAGCUCGAUCAAGAACCUCAUCGGCUGGAAUGCGGACACCCCCAACGCUGUUAUUUCGGGCCCGUUGGCCCUCGGCGUCAUGAGCGUCGUCUCCGGCUUAGUCGCCGCUGGAAGUGAGUUCGUGGACAUAUUCGGUUGGGAUGAUAACCUUACUAUACCGAUUUUGAGCGGUAUCGGAUUGUGGGGUUUCCUGAAGGUCUUUGGUUGAGAGAUUUCCUGCAGCUCAUGCCGUUAUACUUCGUUAUACCUCUCCGUUCUUGUUCAUUGUCACAGCACUGUUAUAGCUUGGAUGGUCACUAAAGCGCGCGACAAACCGCGAGCCGCAGUAUCGACGUGUCAUUCAUUUCAAACCCCCCUUUUCCUUUUCUCUGUUCAAUCACCUA
This is a messenger RNA of Aspergillus welwitschiae, 1475 nucleotides long. RefSeq names its product diacylglycerol/polyprenol kinase family protein. Gene Ontology annotation, cellular component: endoplasmic reticulum membrane. Gene Ontology annotation, molecular function: ATP-dependent diacylglycerol kinase activity. The transcript has a single exon. Lineage: Eukaryota; Fungi; Ascomycota; Eurotiomycetes; Eurotiales; Aspergillaceae. Gene Ontology annotation, biological process: phosphatidic acid biosynthetic process. Bases 146 to 1300 code for a protein of 384 amino acids. The record is from RefSeq and is a predicted model, not a curated record.